AUGGCACUCGUUGGUGGUGACGUAGCAGUAGAGUCACAAACCGCUUAUCAACACGAUGACGACGCCAGCAUUAAAACAGCCAGACUUUUGACAGAAAAGUCUCCAAAUCAUAUGACAGUAAAAUCUAUACGACAAAAUUCGCCACACAAAUCAGUCGUUCAUACAAAUACGCAGCAGGAAAAUUCGUUCUUAUCUGUGUCAACGGAAGAGGCGAAAAGUUGUGAAUAUGUGGUAUCGGAAAGGCCCAAUCCAUACGGAGAUGAGGAGUUCAAAAAUGUUUUUUGGGAAGCUCAAAAGGCGCUUCAGCAGGGAAUACAUCCCAUUCUUAUUCCCGUUGGGAGUUCAGGUUCUUAUUUCAUACGAGACGAAAAUUUGGAGAAUAUUGCUGUGUUCAAGCCUUCUGACGAAGAGCCUUUCGCGGCAUUAAAUCCCAAAUGGCCAAAAUUUUUCCAAAGGGUGCUCUGUUUCUGCUGUUUUGGAAGAGCAUGUUUGAUUCCAAAUAAUGGGUAUUUGUCGGAGACAGGAGCCAGCAUAGUCGACGAUAUGCUUCAGCUUCACAUAGUGCCAAAAACUAGAGUGGUUCGCAUAGCUUCUCCUUCGUUUUUCUACUCCCGCUGCUGUGGUCGCUACGAAAUCAAACCUAAGGAAGGUAGCUUUCAGCUUUUCGUGAAAGGCUAUGAAAGUGCGCAAGCAGUGUUUUCUCGAUGGGAAUAUGAUCCAACACUGUUGUCAGCGGAGGAAGAAGAUAGAUUCAAAUACCUGUUUCAAAAAAUGAUCGUGCUCGAUUACAUAAUACGCAACACAGAUAGACACAUGGACAAUCUUUUAAUACGAUUGAGUUACACCACCAUAUCCGACAAUUGCCAUGUGCCAGGGAAAGUGAUCGAAUUGGCCGCUAUCGACAACGGGCUCGCCUUUCCCGUCAAGCAUCCCGAAUGUGUCAGCAGAUUUAGAACAUUUCCUUUCCGGUGGACCGAAUACAGAUGGGCACAGCAGCCGUGGAAUCAAGUUCUUCGUGAUCACCUGUUAUCAUCAAUUAACCCAGCAUUUCUUCACGAUCUGUGCCAUGAACUCAAGAUUCUUUUCCGUCACCGCCACAUAAACAGUCGCUACUUGGUAUUCAAUCAAAUGAAAGUUGUGAGAGGACAGGUGUGGAAUUUGUAUGAAUGUCUGGCUAACAACGAGCUCCCUGCCGGUUUGAUCUUGAAAGAGCCGAUAUUAGUCACGAGAAGAUAUCGUCGCAAUCGUCCUACGAAUGACAACUGGAGUCAGUGGUUUCGGGUUCGCCGAUGCGACAAUCGUUAUCGUGGCUGCUGCUGA
This is a messenger RNA of Necator americanus (New World hookworm), 1320 nucleotides long. RefSeq lists its product as uncharacterized. The transcript is spliced from 15 exons. Gene Ontology annotation, molecular function: 1-phosphatidylinositol 4-kinase activity. Gene Ontology annotation, biological process: phosphatidylinositol phosphate biosynthetic process; Golgi organization; endosome organization. The record is from RefSeq and is a predicted model, not a curated record. Gene Ontology annotation, cellular component: endosome; plasma membrane; trans-Golgi network. NCBI's taxonomy places the organism in Eukaryota, Metazoa, Nematoda, Chromadorea, Rhabditida, Ancylostomatidae. Bases 1 to 1320 code for a protein of 439 amino acids.